UCAAUAAAAGAAAAUAGGUCAAAACACAUCUGAGCAGAAGGACCCGAUGCAAUGCUGUUAUAUGACGGCACAUCGCCCCUUCAUCCUGCAGACCGUACGGGGAUCCAUGCGAUAGGGUUUGAACGGAUCGUCGGGCAGUUCGGCUUUUGCCGAUUCUGAGAAAAUCUAUUUGAAGUAAUCAGUUUGGGGUUCACGUAGCUGCAAGCUGUUUCUAGAGAGUACUUUUAUUCUUUGCAUAACAUUAAUGUUGGGCUAAAAAUGUCGUAUGAAGAAGUUUUGAAGGCUGUUUUCCCGUUGCUGGAAGGGACUGACCUUGCUAGCUGUAUGGUGGUGUGCAAGCAGUGGAGGGAGCUGGCCCAAGAUGAUUACCUGUGGAAAUGCUUAUGUGCCAAGAAAUGGCCUUCAAUCUGCAAGCAGUCAUCGCCUACCUCAAUGACCUACUGCAAACUAUUCCAAACUUUCUAUAAACGCCAGCAUCGCCGGGUUCUCCUGCCACCAAGGUUAUCCUUCAGCGACUUGGAGUUUUACAUUGACAUUUGGACAGAGGAGAGUUUAAUCUUCUCAGAAGUGGUCCCAGGCCCUGUUUUCCGAAAUGGAAUCAGGACCUUGCCGGCAGGAAUUUGUGACAUGCUAAAGCUUCAUCUGGAGGGCCCAGAAUAUAAGAUGACACUGCCGGUGGAGCCAAGGUUUACUGUUCCCCUGAGCCAGAAAGUCAGUGUCUCAGUGCUUGUGGGGCGGAAGGAUACCAACAAAGUUGCUUGCAUUAUCUACAAAUCAAUAUUUGACUACAUAGAUCGCACGGCCUACAGGGCUCUUGCAUUUGACUACCUUGAAUUCUCCCCCAUCUACCCGUUCGUAUCGGGGAUUCGAGCAUGGAUUUCUUUACUCUUUAUGGACGAGGGCAAUGAAGGGGUGAUUGAUGUUUUUGGGAUUGAAAUGGAUUUCUGUGAUGCUGCCAACUCGGAGGGCGAAGUACUGUGGCUGUUAGACAUGCUCGACUGGAAGUGAAGUGGACAGAAUCCUGUCUGGUAUUUGCAGGGACAGCUUGGGGGCUGUAGUUGAACAGUGUCAGACUCCUAACUCCUUCCCCCUGCCAUGUUCUUGAAGAAUGAAGCCUGCAAGCAUCAUGGCUGCUUUGGUGUCUUUACUUUUCUUGUGCAAAGGAUGUAUAUAAUUGUUAUAUUGCUGAUGCAGAAUAACGAGGGACCAAUUGCAUUAUUGUGAACAUGUUUCAUGACAUUUUCUUAUGUUUGAUCUGUCCAUCUUGUUUCCUUUU
Molecule: messenger RNA, 1276 nt
Organism: Diospyros lotus (date-plum)
Lineage: Eukaryota; Viridiplantae; Streptophyta; Magnoliopsida; Ericales; Ebenaceae
Product: F-box protein At5g39250
Exons: 2
Coding region: 259-1008 (249 amino acids)
Molecular function (GO): protein binding
Source: RefSeq, a predicted model, not a curated record